AUGGACACGCAUGAGGGCGAAGGACCCCCUUGCGCUCCACGCCGCGACGCACUGGGUGGACAGUACAAUGUCGUUAGUGGACGGGCUGACUAUAUGCACGAAACAGCCAUGGACACGUAUGAGGGCGAAGGACCCCCUUGCGCUCCACGCCGCGACGCACUGGGUGGACAGUACAAUGUCGCUAGUGGACGGGCUGACUAUAUGCACGAAACAGCUAUGGACACGCAUGAGGGCGAAGGACCCCCUUGCGCUCCACGCCGCGACGCACUGGGGGGACAGUACAAUGUCGCUAGUGGACGGGCUGACUAUAUGCACGCUACCUCGUCGCCAGGCAUCAUGCCGGUUCAACAGCCGCCCUGCCUUUGCCGUGGGUAUAUCAUAUUAGGGGCCGGAUUGAACGAUCGGCAGCUCGCAUGCUGUGGCGUGGAGGAUGGAAUCGAAGUGGGAGGAAGUGACACCCAGUCGGUUGGAGAACAGAUGAGACAUACGGUGGAGACGUCGAGGUUAAAGGCCGACGAGCGCGAGGCGUCGUGA
This is a messenger RNA of Punctularia strigosozonata HHB-11173 SS5, 534 nucleotides long. RefSeq lists its product as uncharacterized. NCBI's taxonomy places the organism in Eukaryota, Fungi, Basidiomycota, Agaricomycetes, Corticiales, Punctulariaceae. The record is from RefSeq and is a predicted model, not a curated record. Bases 1 to 534 code for a protein of 177 amino acids. The transcript is spliced from 8 exons.